Penicilliopsis zonata CBS 506.65 is the source of this 1332-nucleotide messenger RNA. RefSeq lists its product as hypothetical. Gene Ontology annotation, molecular function: transmembrane transporter activity. The record is from RefSeq and is a predicted model, not a curated record. Bases 1 to 1332 code for a protein of 443 amino acids. Gene Ontology annotation, biological process: transmembrane transport. The transcript is spliced from 2 exons. Gene Ontology annotation, cellular component: fungal-type vacuole membrane. NCBI's taxonomy places the organism in Eukaryota, Fungi, Ascomycota, Eurotiomycetes, Eurotiales, Aspergillaceae.
AUGGGCCUUGAUAUGAAUGUGGAGGAGAGGGUGAUUGAGAGCCCUCCAGUCCACGGCGAUGGCCAUGGUUCCGAGAAGAAGGGCUUCUCUGUCUCGGACCCUAUCCCCGUAACGGAGGAGAAAGAUGCGGAACCAACUUUCGACGUAGGCAUCAAGGCAUGGUCGCAAGUGGUUGGCGCUUUCUUCGUAUUCUUCAAUUCGUGGGGUAUAAUCAACACUUGGGGGGCCUUUCAGACAUAUUACGAGCAAGAACUGCUCCACGAUGUUUCGGCGUCAUCGAUCGCUUGGAUCGGCUCUCUACAGUCAUUCCUGCUGAUGCUGUUUGGAGUUGUGACGGGGCCUUUGUUUGAUGCUGGUUAUCUCCGCGCCCUCCUUUCCUUUGGCACCAUUAUGCUCCCUCUAGGCUUGAUGAUGACCAGUCUGUCCACCCAAUUCUGGCAGCUGAUCCUUGCACAGGGAGUCUGCAUCGGCUUAGCUGCUGGAUGUCUCUUUGUGCCCGCUGUUGCCGUUCUUCCGCAAUAUUUCAAGAAGAGAAGAGGUCUUGCCAAUGGCAUUGCUGCGACAGGUAGCAGUAUUGGCGGUGUCAUCUAUCCUAUCCUGUUCAAUCAGCUGCAGAAGACAAUCGGUUUCCCGUGGGCGGUUCGGACUCUCGGAUUCUUUUCCUUGGCAACAUGUUUCGUUUCUCUAUCCUUGCUAGAGAUGCGCUUUAUGCCCCAGGAAAGACGCAAACUGGUUCAACUUUCGGCGUUCAAGGAGCUUCCAUAUGUACUGUGCUGUUUCGCCAUGUUUAUGGGAUUCCUGGGGUUCUACAAUUUUCUGGUCUACAUCCAGGCAUAUGCAAUCGACACGGGGAUCGUGGGGGAAAACCUGGGCUUCUACCUGCUAUCCAUGCUCAAUGCGGCUUCUACCUUUGGGCGAAUCACGCCCAACUUCAUCGCCGACCAUACCGGUCCCAUUAACAUGCUCACGCCGGCUGCGAUCAUGACUUGUGUUCUCGCGUUCAUCUGGAUUGCUGUCCAUGAUGUACCGGGCAUCAUCAUUCUUUCCAUCCUGUACGGAUUCUUUUCCGGCGGCUUCGUGUCUCUCCCCCCCGUGGUGAUGAUUUCCCUCACCAGAGACCUUCGCGAUCUCGGAACUCGACUGGGCAUGCUCUUCUCCAUCGUCUCCGUCGCGCUGCUGAUCGGAACGCCAAUUGGGGGUGCGAUUCUGAGCAGUACCGGUUCAUAUCUUGGGGUGCAGCUUUUCACUGCCUGCUGUCUGGCUGUGGCUGGUUUAUGUUUUGUCUGCUUGAGACUCUCGCGCACUGGACUGAAGUUACGCGUGCGUGCCUAA